AUGACAGGAACCAGUCUGGCUGAGCUGUUAAGUGACUUGGGACUGGAACACCGCCUGAAAAACAAGCUGACUCUGAGCAAGGUGCUGGAGAUUGAUGGAGAGACUUUAACUGAUGAAAGCAUCCAGUCUCUGAAAUCUCUGCCGUGGUGUUUCCUGAGGAGGUUGAUGAUGGUGAAUGUGACUGCUAGGAGUGUGAGGUGCGCCUCAAAACAGGACAUGACUUCCCAAAACCUGGACAGCUUAAUGGACACCCUGAACAAUCCACAGGGCCGCAGCAACAGAGUCAACCCCCUGGACCUCAUAACUGCUGUGUUUCUCUGCUCAGAUGGCUUUCUCCAGCAGGAGAUGGUUUUGAAAAUGUCUAUGUGCCAGUUCUCUGUCCCUCUGCUGCUUCCUGAAUGUGACACACAGCAGUGCACUUUAAUGCUCUGGGCCAUGAGGGAUGUUGUGAAAAAGUACAAGCCGCACUCUUUGACAGACCCAAGCGGGGUUGUGGAGGAGAACAUUGUUCUCUCUGAGCUCCCCCUGGUCUCUUUUGUGAGGCUGGGAAACAGCAGCUUGUCCAAGUCUCACAUUCUGAACCAGCUUCUCAGUAGCCCUCAGGAGCACCACGACACCUUUGUUCACAGAAACAUGGAGUGCGGUAACACCCCAAGGAGGAUUUCCAACGGGCUGGCGGAGAUCAGCUGGUAUCUGCCCAGUGGGAAGAGAACCAUUGAUAUCUUCUCUGAGCCACUGGCUAUAGCUAACCUCCGUGGGGACCUCAGGGACUUUGAAACUCAGUACGAUUUCCUCUGCCAAACCUCUGCUGCCAUAUUUGUGUUUUGUGAUGAUUUUGGGUUUGAUUACAAAAUUUUGGACUCCAAGAAACUUCAGGCUCAUUUGUACUUGAUCAUCAAUUCACAGAGCUUCAAUACAGAUGACUUCAAGAGAUGUGUUUCUGAGUUACAGAUAAAACCCUGUAACAUCAUUAUAAAGGGUUCGCAGAUGAACGAUGCAGAAAUUGUUGAUGAAGAUUAUAUUGUCUGUCAGAGGGGCAAGCAGAAGGCUGAUGAAAUCACUGGAAGGAUAUCCGAUAUACCAAGCUUCAAAGAGAAAGAGCUGCCCUUGCAAGGGACUGCAUGGAAACAGCUGGCCAAACUGGAGAGGGAAGACAAUGUCUGGUUCCACAGAGGUAAGUACUUCCUCAAGUGGAUGAAGAUCAGGCUGGACAACCUGUCACGCAAAUGCCUUCCACGCCUUCGGGCGGAGUACAAGGAACAGUGUCAGAAUUCUGAAGAAAACAAGGAGCUCAUUGGAGAAUGGGACAGGAAGAUCUCCAGUUCUUCUCUGGGGACAGAGCACUUCCUGCGGGAAAUGGGUCAGCUGUACGAGUCGGCCUGCUCACACCCCAAAGGCCCCACCCCUGACAUUCAGGGCCUGCCACGUCUGGCUGCUGAGCUGCUGCAGGAAGGCUUUCCUCUGGAGCUGGUGGAUGGAGAUGCAUCCAACAUUACUCUGCAGUGGGUGACCCAGGUUCUGAAGGAACUCCAUAAUCUAACACAGUAUGAAUGUAAGAUCCGGGUGGUGACUGUACUGGGGGUGCAGAGCACUGGAAAGUCCACCCUCCUGAACACCAUGUUCGGGGUCCAGUUUGCCGUCAGUAGUGGCAGGUGCACAAGAGGGGCCUUCAUGCUCCUCAUCAGAGUGAAAGAGGAUUUUAAAGAGCAGCUUGGGUGUGAUUACAUCAUGGUUAUUGACACUGAAGGGUUGAAGUCCCCAGAGUUGGCCCAGUUGGAUGACAGUUAUGAGCAUGAUAAUGAACUGGCCACUCUGGUGGUGGGGCUGAGUGAGAUCACAGUCAUCAACAUUGCCAUGGAGAACUGUGCAGAGAUGAAGGACAUCCUGCAGAUUGUGGUGCAUGCCUUCCUGCGCAUGAAAGAAGUUGGGAGAAAACCCUGCUGUCAGUUUGUGCACCAGAAUGUACCAGACAUCUCUGCUCAUGAAAAUAACAUGAGAGAUAGGAAGAUUCUGCUGGAGCAGCUGAAUGAGAUGACCCAAGUAGCAGCUAAGAUGGAAAAGAGAGGAAACAACCACAAAUUUACUGAUGUCAUGGAGUAUGAUCCAGAGAGAAACACCUGGUACAUCCCUGGGCUCUGGCAUGGCAUCCCUCCCAUGGCACCAAUGAAUGCUGGCUACAGUGAGUCUGUGAAUCUGUUCAAGCAGAGUGUGAUCAAGACAUUUAAGCAACACAAAUCUGGAAAGGGCUCUGCACACACAAUCAAAGAAUUCUUUGAAAGGACCAAGAGUUUGUGGAGCGCAGUGAAGUAUGAGAACUUCAUCUUCAGUUUCCACGAUUGCCUUAUGGCUGAUGCUUAUACUCAGCUUUGCACUGAGUUCAACACAUGGGAGUGGGCCUUCAGGAAAAGCAUGUACUCCUGGUUAAGGGAAGCUGAGACAAAGGUGUCAAACUUUGGCAGAAUAGCAGCACAGAUUCAGCCAUCCUCCAAUGUGGAUGACUUGAUGAGCAGCCUGAAAUAUGAGGCCUCUGUAGAAAUGGCUAAAAGAGAAAAUCUCAUUUUGGACAAUCUCACUGAAUUCUAUGUUAGACCAGAGGGACAUGUUCACUUGGUAGAGAAGUACAAGGAGGAAUUCAUGAACUCAGCCAAAGCCAUCCGGAAGGAGACAGAGCACUCUGUUAUAAACAAGCUAGAUGCCACGGUGGAGAUUAGAAAGGGUAUGUUCAGGUUAGAGAAAGUCAAGAAAAAUCAUACGGCUGUAAUGGAGCAGAAGGUGCUGGACCUGGUUGAGAAAUGCAGCAAAAGUAAAGAGCCAUCGGAUCAACAGCUGGAGACUGAAUUUGAGAAGAUGUGCAAUGAGACUGUGGCCGACUUGCAGUUUCCUGGCCUGGAAAACCGAGAUAUUGUCCAAGAUAUCCAACACCAGCUGUGGGUUAACUUAGAGAAUAAAGGCAGCUCAGUACGUGAAGUGCUGUCCAAAAUGGGUGACUUGUCUGAAUGUGGAAUGGAGCCAUUCAAAGUGAAGAGUAAAGGAAUGCUUAAAAAGAUAUGGAACAAAUCUUUUGAUGAUGAGCAGAAGAUAAAGACACAAAAGAUAGUGGAUCACAUCAUCAAGUGCUGCAGGCAGUUUGUAGCUGAAAAAGUGAGAACAAGGUCUGAUUACCAUAACACAUACAUCACAGACCUGCUUCGCAUGGUAGAUGAUAACCUGGACAGGCACAGGGAUCUGGAAACAAGUGCUGAAGUUCAAGCCAGUCUGAAGAUCCACAUCUGUGGACAUGCAGCACGGGAGUUUCAAAAAAUGCAUUUGGAUUUUAUCCAUGCAAAUGAUCCCCGUCGCUGUCUGGAGCAGUCCAAGGAACAGUACUGCGCUGACUUUAAGGAUCUGUUCAGUAAAAGAGACCAGUGUCAGAAGAAAGCAGAGGAGUUCACCUACUACUGUAUUGCACCAGCAAUGAAGGAAUACAUCACCAAGUCUCUGGGCCCUGACCUUGUGGAUGAAGUGUUGACAGGGCAGAAAGACAUUGAUUUCAGCACUCGAUCCUUCUUCCAGUUCUCAAUCCUCAAGCAGCUGCUUUUAGGGGAUAACUUUAAGGACUUUGUGAAUUACAUAAGAAACUACGAGAACUUUGUGCAGGGAUGGAUAUUUGAGCAGAUGAUACAGCAGUUCUCAGAGGGAGAUGGCCUCAGGAACAUUGAGAUUAAGCACCUGAGGGCGAUAGUAAAAAGAAUAUUGGAAGCCAUUAAGAAAGCAGAGAGGAAAGCCAGUGAACGAGCGACAAUAAGGGAUGAGGAGGAGGACCAAAACAUUCAGCAGUUCAUUCAGGAUAUCUGUAGUGACCUACAGGAGCUCAUCAUCCCCAAAGACCCCCUUGAAGUGGUCCUGGCCUUAAACACUGCCAAGCCAGUAGACUUUUCCCAGUGUCUGAAGGUGCUUGUGGAUGAAAUGGAGCAGUCCAUUACUGCAGAGUUUCAGAACGGUGGGGAUGUGAGGGCCAGGCUGACCUCACUGCCCUUUCAGCCACAGAAGGAGCUGUUUAACAGGGUGUUUGGCUGUGGGAGGCAGUGUCCCUUCUGCAAGACCCCGUGUGAAGCAGGCGGAAAGGGCCACACAGAGCACUUUGCCUCCAUUCACCGUCCUCAGGGGAUCGGGGGAUACAGAUAUGUGGACUCCGGUAUAUUAAUGUGUGAGGUCUGCUGCACCAGUGUUGCCAGUGAGAGAAAAUUCAAAUCAAGCAAAACAAAGUGGGAAUAUCAUCCAUACAAGGACUAUCAGAGCAUUUUCCCUGACUGGCGCAUCCAGCCUGACACCAGCAUCCAGGCCUCAGACUACUGGAAGUACAUCUUCAACAGGUUUAAUGCGCAGUUUGCCGAGGUGUAUAAAGCUAAGCCUGCAGACAUUCCCACCCUUUGGAGAGAUAUAACCCAAGACCAAGCCAUGAAAAGCCUGGAGGAAUCCUUCCAGAUGAAAACAGAAGGAGAUUAAAUUAAAUGGAUUAUAUGGCCCCUGUGUCAGUCGGGUUGAAAAUUAAUUGGGUUGAGUGGCAUUAAUUAAUAGCCUACUCACACAUAUCAUGGCUAAUAACAAAAUGUGCCCCAAUCAAGUUGAUUCCUAUGAAUGAAAGGGUCAUAGGUUUAAAAUAAAAAUAAAACACAUUUCAGAAAGGGAUCAUUCAAUUAAAUCAUCACUGAUGUUAAGAAAGAGAGAUAAUCACUGAUGCAUACAUUACUGCAUUUUUGCAGCCUUCACUGAGCUGUCUCUGAUACUCAUAUACAGGUAGUACCAUCAACCAGUCAUUAUACAUAUAAAACCAUAUACAUGCUAAAAGGUGAUGUUACCGCUAUCAUAAUCUAUGCAGCUUUUAUCUAUACACACUGUCUGAGUUAGCAUGGCUGAGCUUUGUUCAUUAUUCCAUUGCUUGGAUGCAUAAUCAGGGAUGGUAACUAGGAUGAGAUAUUUUAAGUUUGUUUAAUUUUGUGACCUUCUCUAUAUCAAAAAUAAUACUUUUAACGAAAAUACAAAUUACAUUUUAUGUUUUUUUCUAUGCUUCCUAUAAUAAGUCUUUUCUAUUAAUAAAGCACAUAACCUUCAUGUA
Anguilla rostrata (American eel) is the source of this 5095-nucleotide messenger RNA. Its product is annotated as up-regulator of cell proliferation-like. Lineage: Eukaryota; Metazoa; Chordata; Actinopteri; Anguilliformes; Anguillidae. The transcript is spliced from 3 exons. Gene Ontology annotation, molecular function: GTP binding. Bases 1 to 4485 code for a protein of 1494 amino acids. The record is from RefSeq and is a predicted model, not a curated record.